CGCUCGCCGGGCUCGGCCUGGUUUCCUUCGGAGUAUACAUAUAGACGAGUACUGGCAUACUGGUCCGCUGCACCUCUUUAUACCUGUGCAACCGUCGAACCGGUUGUUGACUCGGCGAACCCAAGCACUUAUAACCCGAGCAUCCCGUCCUCUCCUCUUGGACGCUGGACUGCCCUAGCUUUCUGCUUCACCACUUUCCUCCCCACUUAACCUCUCUACGUUUGCCCUCAAUACCUUGCUGUGAUGCAGUUACACACCGCGCUUGACGCGACAUUCAUCGGUUCACUCAGACGCAGACUCUCAAACCGCGGGAGGGCACGCUCUCACAGCCGAAGUUCCUCGCUCCUUUUCCUCGACAUGUCUGAACACGUCGAUUGGAUGACACGAACAGACGAAUCUCUCGACGACCCAGCCACAACUCCCGCUCACACCUUACUCAUAUUCGAAGUCCCGGAUUUACAAUCUGUAUGCUUCAACCACGGUGAACGACAAUUUCGGGUUGAGAGGCCACAGGCGAUUACCGUGCGCGACGUGUUGUUCGAGCUGGAUGCGUUCUUGCACCGACGUGCACCUAUGCUCGUUGGCAACUUCACUACACUCACCGAUGAGAAGAAGAGGAUGCUGCUUGGUGACUUGGGAGACCGGGAGGAAGCCCCGAGGGUGGAAAUUGUCAAUUUACAUUCGGUUGCGACGGCGACGACGACGGGCACGCCGGAUAGUAGCGAGAGCAGCCUUGCGUCUGCGGCGAGUACCAGUAGACCUGGAAAAGACUCAGGCGAGAGUGUGAUAAGGCGGUGGCUAGGAGAUAAGACUGUAUUUGCUGGCCUCAGGUGCUCGGAGAACCAUGAUUUCAAGCUGAUCGUGAGGAUGGCGAAGCCAAAUGGGAAAACCUCGCUUACCGGGUGACCGGAAUUUUUUCUAUGGCCUUCGCGUUUCGGGCUAUCGACGUGUGUGUGCUAUUUUUAUUUUACUAUUUGGAUAAGAAUCAAUUGUAAACAUAAUAAAUACUCAGGCAUUAGCAAUGGUCUCGAACGUUCGCAUGCAAAACCUGUGUACAUUAUUACAAUGCACUACAAUAAGAAUAUCUGUAUAUGCUGUACGAUUAGCAUUUU
Messenger RNA from Fomitiporia mediterranea MF3/22, 1112 nucleotides. RefSeq lists its product as uncharacterized. The transcript has 2 exons. The record is from RefSeq and is a predicted model, not a curated record. The coding region runs from base 244 to 906 and encodes 220 amino acids. Lineage: Eukaryota; Fungi; Basidiomycota; Agaricomycetes; Hymenochaetales; Hymenochaetaceae.